This is a messenger RNA of Tauraco erythrolophus (red-crested turaco), 1833 nucleotides long. Lineage: Eukaryota; Metazoa; Chordata; Aves; Musophagiformes; Musophagidae. The record is from RefSeq and is a predicted model, not a curated record.
GAAUCGGCAGAGCCCUGAGCACCGGGUAUUGUCGCCUCUGCCACGGGAAGUUCUCCUCCAGGAGCCUGCGCAAUGCCUUCGGGAAGGUGCCUGUGAUGGGGGAGAACUCGGAGAAGCAGCGCCGCGUGGAUCAAGUCUUCUUCACCGACUUCCAGCGGCUGGUCGGCGUGGCGGUGCGGCAGGACCCCGCGCUCCCCCAGUUCGUCUGCAAGAAAUGCCAUGCCCAGUUCUACAAAUGCCGCAGCGUCCUCAGGACGUUCAUCCAGAGGGUGAACGCGUCUCCCACGGGCCACGUGAAGUCGAAAGGAAAGUAUGUCGCGUUUCUUUCUUCCCGGGAGCGGUAGAUCGCCACCCCACCGUGCCUCGACCUGAUCACCUCCAGCCCGCAGUGCCUGCACAGCCUGGUGACGUGGACGCACACGCAUGCCGGGAGCUGCCCCUCGGUGCCCAGCCUGCGGAGCGUGCUCUCCUCCGAGUACUGCGGCAUCAUCCGCGCCGUCUGGGGCUGCGGGGACGGGCACGACUACGUCAUGGAUACGGAUUCGGACUGUAGCACGGUGCUUGUCGACAACGCCGUGUCUGUCAAACGGGAGUGGAACAAGAGCACGGCGCAGCACUUGACUGACAACGGGGCAGGGCCAGACAAUGCCGAGGCUGUUUCCGCUCCCAAACCCCAGCAUGCUCCAGUAAGGACAACUCCUUGCCAGCAGCCUGCAAACAAAGGGACCACAUCGGUGCCGCUGGACGUGGAGAACGAGCCGCCGCAGAACAGGGAUUCAUCUCACUCGCAAACGGGCAGCACGGCCCCCUGGCAGGAGAAAGCCCUCCCGCAGCCCGCGUCGCCACUGAGCAAUGCCACAGGACAGUUGAGUGGGAAGCAGGUUCUGUCUGCAACGUCGGAUGAGCGGGUAAAAGACGAGUUCAGUGACCUUUCUGAGGGGGACUUUCUGAGCGACGACGAAAUCGAGAAGAGAAACGUGCCAUCUUCUGAUGACUCCUUCGAGCCUUACCCUGAAAAGAAGGUUUCUAGCAAGAAAAGCGACAGCAAAGAAACAAAAAAGGCAGAAGAGCCCAAAAUAAGGAAGAAGCCGGGGCCUAAGCCAGGCUGGAAAAAAAAAAUCAAAUGCGAAAGGGAGGAGCUGCCAACCAUCUACAAGUGUCCUUACCAGGGAUGCACGGCUGUCUACAGGGGGGCGGAUGGCAUGAAGAAACACAUCAAAGAGCAUCACGAAGAGGUUCGGGAGAGGCCCUGUCCUCAUCCUGGCUGCAACAAGGUGUUCAUGAUCGACCGGUACCUGCAGCGCCACGUGAAGCUCAUUCACACAGAGGUACGUAAUUAUAUCUGUGAUGAAUGUGGGCAGACCUUUAAGCAACGCAAACACCUCUCGGUCCAUCAGAUGCGGCACUCGGGAGCAAAGCCCCUGCAGUGCGCAAUCUGUGGUUUCCAGUGCAGGCAGCGAGCAUCGCUCAAGUACCACAUGACCAAACACAAAGCCGAGGCAGAGCUGGAGUUUGCCUGCGACCAGUGUGGGAAGCGCUUCGAGAAGGCCCAUAACCUUAACGUCCACAUGUCCAUGGUGCACCCGCUGAUCCAGGUUCAGGACAAAGCCAAGCCACUGGACCCAGAGCCCAUUUUCCUCCUAAACACUUCAGGGACUUCAGAAAGCCAGGUGGUAAAAUCAGAAGUGAUUGCAGAGCAGGAGCCCACCUGAGGGGGACAGGGGUGCUUUCCCAGUCCAGCCCUGUAGAAACCAUACGGCAGAGUGGAGAUUUUUAAUCUACGUUUUAGGCUCCCAAAGAACUCAGUGGAAUUAGCUUCAGCUUGCUCAGAAA